Messenger RNA from Carassius auratus (goldfish), 2302 nucleotides. Its product is annotated as gastrula zinc finger protein XlCGF49.1-like. The record is from RefSeq and is a predicted model, not a curated record. The transcript is spliced from 2 exons. Gene Ontology annotation, biological process: regulation of gene expression. Gene Ontology annotation, cellular component: nucleus. Bases 788 to 1519 code for a protein of 243 amino acids. Lineage: Eukaryota; Metazoa; Chordata; Actinopteri; Cypriniformes; Cyprinidae.
AAUACAGAGCUCUACUGAAAAAAAACCAUUCUUCUCACACUGACAUGACUGAGUUUCUGUUUGCAGUCCUCUCAGAUACUCCAGUAAAACAGUCAGAAUAAAGUGAUCUGAUCAGCUGCUGAUCCUGAAUGUCUUGUUUAAUGAGUGUUUAUAGUCUGAGACUCAUCAAUAUUAUCAGCUGAUCAAAAUCCUCUUUAUUUCAUGAUAAUAGAUCCUGUUUUCACAUUAUUCAUGAUCUCCUGUAAAUUGCAGGUUAAAGUUCAUUUCAUUCUUAUCAAAGACUUAAAACAUACAGACACUAUUGUGAUAUCUACAAGACACAGAUGUCCUAACAGCCUUUAUUUCAUUAGUCUGUGUUAAACUGUUGACUGAAAACCAAAAGAAAGGUAAAAACUAAUGAACAGAACUUUAAACUCAAAUGUAAGGGAUUAUGGAAACAAUGAUCUUUUUAAGUUGCAUAACUGUACUUCUGUUUCCUCUUUUGAUUUUAUUCUUACAAUUGUAAUAUUUGCAAAUAUUCAAUGUAAAAAUCUAAAACAAACAGAGAUGCAUGUGUGAAUUUGUAUUCAGAUAUUUUACUAUAAAUAGUAGGUAAAUGUAAAUGCUUUAUGUAAAUUUGUAGAAAAUCUAACUCAAACGUUUGCUGGUCUGCUCCUCACUUAGUGAAGCUCCUCCCACAACAGGAUCACCUUCAGUGAAGCUCCUCCCACAACAAUCACACCUUUAAAAAAGCAUCAGGAAGAAGUGAAAUCUGCAGAGACAGAGUUUAUUGAAGAACAGAGAGAACAUGAGAGAUCUAGAACCCUGCAGAACCAAACACACUGAAGAACAAACAGAUCUAAUGGAGGAGAAAAAGCAUCAUGUCGAAACUGGAGAAGAAAUUCUCUCACAGACUGAAAGUAUUUCUUUACUGAAAAGAAGAGGCAAGAAAGGUUUUGCCUGCACUCAGUGUGGAAAGAGUUUCACAUACAAACAGAGUCUCAAAAGACACAUGAACAUCCACACUGGAGAGAAACCAUACAGAUGUGAUCAGUGCGGGAAGAGUUUCACUCAAUCGUCAAACCUUAAGAUGCACAUGAACAUCCACACUGAAGAGAAACUGCAUGAAUGUGAUCAAUGCGGAAAAACAUUUGCAUGGGCUUCAAGCUGGAUUAAUCACCUGAAAGUUCAUUCAAAUGAGAAACCACAUUCAUGUUCUUUGUGUGGAAAGAGUUUUUCACAUCUGCAGAGUUUAAAACUACAUCAGAAGAUACACGCUGGUAUAAAAGAUUAUAUGUGUUUUGAGUGUGAGAAGACUUUUAUUACAGAUAAAGAUUUGAAACGGCACGAGAGGAUCCACACUGGAGAGAAACCUUACAAGUGUUCACACUGUGAGAAGAGAUUCAGUCGGUCAACACAUCAGAAAUCACACGAGAGGAUUCACACUGGAAGGAAACUGUAUCACUGCACUACAUGUGGGCAGAGUUUCAGUCAUACGUCUUCUUUACGGAGACAUACAAUAAAGAAUCACAUUAAGUAGCUUAUCUCCAGGUCAGGUCCAGCGUUUUUAAGUGCUACACUGCAUCUCUUCUGUAGCAAUUGAUGUAAAUUAUAUUAUAAUGUUUUAUUAGCUUCAUUUUAUUUUCAAAAUGAUCUUCAAAUGCUUGUAGAUGGUUUUUACAGGUUCAAAAUGUUCCUGUGCACAGAGCUGAAAAAUAGGCUUAUUUAUUUUUAAUUAAAUCUUCACCGUUGUUUUAUUCCAACUGUUUUACAAAGUUGUUUCUCAAAAUACAGGUGUGAGAUUCUGUCUUGUAGGUUUACAUCUGAUCCAUCUUCACUUUUGUUCACUUGAGAUGCUAUCUUGUUAGUCAAUGAAGAGAGAAAUACGUCUUUUACUUUACAAAAUGUUUUAUUUCAAGGAUCAAACUUUUGUUGUCUGCUGAUUUUUCUUGCAUCACGAAUGAAUAAUUUAAUAAUUCUAGUUACAUCUAAAAGCCAUGAAAUUGCUUUUGGGGCUUAAUUGCGUUUCUCGAUAAAGCUUUUUAAACUACUUAAUAAACUAUAUUCUCUCUCACACCUGACUAUCUUUCUAUCAGUAACUGUUUUAACAUUAUUGUAGUUUGAUACGUUGUGUUACAGAUGUUUUUGUUAGGCUACAGAGUUUCGUAGUUUUAAACAGAUUUUGGCGCGUUUAUGAUCUAUGAUCUAACGUUGGUUUCGCCUCGCGGUGAUGACGUCAUCCGUCGCGCACGGAUAGUGUGGAGUUUCUGAUGUGAAGAGUUCGCGCCUUUUCACGUAAUUGUGAAAUAUACGUUUCUUAUUU